Protobothrops mucrosquamatus (brown spotted pit viper) is the source of this 1446-nucleotide messenger RNA. It is a transcript of the gene HGFAC, whose product is annotated as HGF activator. The transcript is spliced from 10 exons. Lineage: Eukaryota; Metazoa; Chordata; Lepidosauria; Squamata; Viperidae. Gene Ontology annotation, cellular component: extracellular region. Gene Ontology annotation, molecular function: serine-type endopeptidase activity. Gene Ontology annotation, biological process: zymogen activation; blood coagulation. The record is from RefSeq and is a predicted model, not a curated record. The coding region runs from base 1 to 1446 and encodes 481 amino acids.
AUGCCCGUGGCCCUCAGCCAGGCGACCGGCGAUGGCACCACCGCUGGGACUGCUCCUCGCCCUCCGAAUCUGCUUUUGCAGGGCAGCCCGAGGCGGAAAGAAGAGGUGGAGACGGUGGAGGAGGAGAACGUGGUCCUGGCAGACCUGACCCUGGUGGCCGAGGGGGACAUUGGCAGCCCCAACAGCAGGUUGAUCCCCUCCAAGAGGGUCAGUCCCACCGAGGCAAAAACCACCUGUGAGAAAUUCAGGCCAGAUGUUUCCAAUGACUGCACACGUAACCCUUGUGGAAAUGGGGGCACAUGUUUCAGGGAAUGCGACCGGUGUCCUCAACGCUGCGUCUGUCCUGCAGAAUUCACGGGGAAACAGUGUGAAGUUGCAAAAUGCUUUGAUGAAACUCUGUACGAAUACUUUGAAACUGGAGAACGUUGGGCCAGAAUCUACGAAGGGACAGUACACGCGUGCACGUGUGUUAACAGCACGACCAACUGCCAGCCGGAAAUGUUUACAGUUCCAAGCCAAAACUGUUAUUCGAAGAACGGGGCCAGGUAUCUGGGCCUGGCUAAGACGACCGUGUCUGGAGAUGAUUGUCUCCCGUGGACUUCCAACCUCUUCUACUAUGAGGACCUUCAAACAAACACGGUGCUGCUGGGACUGGGAUCCCAUUCCUACUGCCGAAAUCCAGAUGAGGACGAGAAGCCGUGGUGCUAUUUCAUUAAGGACGGCAGACUGUCUUGGGACUACUGCGACGUGUCGCUAUGCCCUUUCGACGCGUGCACUGGCAUCCUUACUUUCACGUUCGGCUCUCAGAAACUUCGGGUCGGUGAUAAAACCGCCGAUGUAGUGUGCCCGCUGACAUCAACCAUCCGCGUGGUUUUGGGACAACAUUCUUUUAACAGUACCACCGGCUUUACUCAAGAAUUUAAAGUAGAGAAGUACAUCGUGCAUCCUGACUUCUCCGUGUUCAACCCAACCGAAAAUGAUAUCGCUUUAAUUAAACUCAAGAAAGCCAAGGAACGCUGCGCGGUGAGAUCCCAAUUUGUUCAACACAUAUGCCUGCCAGAAGCUUCCAUGUCCUUUCCAGACCAUUACAAAUGCUACGUUGUCGGAUGGGGAUACUUGCGUGAAAAUUCCUCCAGAUACGCCAAUGUGGUGCAAGAAGCAUUGGUUCCGAUUAUCCCCGAUUACGAGUGUCAAAACCCGGACAUUUAUGGAUCUGAAAUCAGUGAAAAUAUGUUCUGUGCUGGAUACCUGGACGGCAGGUCAGAUGCUUGCCAGGGAGACUCGGGGGGUCCCCUGGCCUGCAAAAGGGACGGAGCGUUCUACCUCUACGGGAUCGUCAGCUGGGGAGACGGCUGUGGCAAGGCCAGGAAGCCCGGAGUUUACACCAAGGUGACCAACUACGUCAGCUGGAUCAACCAGGAGAUACACCGGACGCCCAAAGGAUAA